AUGACCAGAUCUAUGGUUUCCGACGUAAUUCGAGACUUGGAGCAUUGUUGUAGCAAUGGUGGCCAAAUGACUGAGACUAAUCAAGAAAAGGAAGAGGACCAAGAAUGGGCGGCAUUGUUGACUCAGUUGGAUGUCUUGUCCAAGAAGGUCAUGCAAUUGAAGGCAAGGUCCAACAAGAAGGACAACGAGAAGCCUGAAGUCGUCGAAGGCACUCACCAACUCGCCGAAAGACUUCUUGAUCGCCUUUUGUCUGCACCCCUGAAUCCAUUUUGCACUGGAGACUACUCCCGAGACGUCUCUAUUCCUUCAUGGGCUCAGGGAUUUUAUGGAGCUGUGAAGACCUUUUUGGUAGACACACCUGUGGCAGCCCCUAGUGGACCUACUACUUCUGUUGAUGUGACUCUGGGCACUGAUUCCCAAGAUCAAAGUCAUGCACUGGGCAGUGAUGCCCCGACAGAUGGAGUAACCAUAAAAUCUAUGAGAUGUGAUAAAAGACCAAGGGAUGAAGCAGUCGAAAUGGUCAAUGAUCCCCUAAAGUUCAUGAUCACGGAUAAAACCCCACCACUACUCAUGGCUUGGUGGAACGAUAUGCAUGAGUUUAGGCGAACUGAGAUAUUCAAACAUCUUGGUUUCCUCACAGAUAUCAUGAGAUUUAGUCUUGACAGAGAUUUGAUCGAGGCUUUGAUCCCUUUUUGGGAUUCUAGAAGCAAUGUGUUUCGCUUUAGCGAUUUUGAGUUGACGCCUACAUUAGAGGAGUUGGGUGGUUUCACAGGGUUAGGCAAGGAUCUCCGAAGCAAAACACUCAUAGCCCCAAGAAACGUCAGCAGGAACAAAUUUUUAGAACAAAUGCACAUCAUCUAUCCUCAUAAGGAGUGUUUCGAUAAUGAGUUGGUUUCCUUGGAAUUUCUAUACUCAAGAUAUGAAAGAAAGAAGGAUUUUUAGACUACGGGAAGCAACUUAAAAAUGGGCAACACCUCCCUACUUGGGAAAAACAUAGACAAGAAGCAUUCAUGGUGGCCUUUUUGGGAACCAUGA
Messenger RNA from Solanum stenotomum, 1035 nucleotides. RefSeq lists its product as uncharacterized. Lineage: Eukaryota; Viridiplantae; Streptophyta; Magnoliopsida; Solanales; Solanaceae. The record is from RefSeq and is a predicted model, not a curated record.